CAAGCCUGCUCGAGUGACAUAACCUCCAACAUUCCUAAAAUGAUAUAAAUAAUGGAAAGAGAAGAAAAAAUGUUUCUGUUCUACAAAAAUAUUUACACCAAAAAAAAGUAUAUAUAGUGUAAUAUGUUUGUAAAGUGGAGAGAACAAUUAAAUGAAAUGGUUGGAGCCAGACAAAGUUUAAUUCAGUUUUCUGGUUCGAACCAGGUAUACUAGGAGAAAAUGGCUAAUGAAUACGCAAAGAGAAGUGACGAGAGACUUUUAGAAAUUGCUAAAAGAUUGGAGGAGAGGCAUUUGUCUUAUUUGCAAAUAGAAGACACUCCAUUAAAAUUAGAACAGCGACAAAAGCUCGAAGGAAUUAUCAAGGAGUAUUUAUGUCUCGUACAAAAUGAAAGGAAAUACACAUUUCCGUCGACAGCAGAUAUUUUCCACAGAUCCGCUGCAACUGUACAAAAUUUUAGCGGUUACAGAGCAUGUACAGCAUGGAAUUCAAUUUCCUUGUACGCCGCUAAUUUAUUAGCUCAGCCUUGGCGAAAAGAGUAUCGAACAUUAAGAACUUACAGUGGAUAUUAUAAACAUGAAGUGGAGGCAAAUUUAAUCGGCGCUGAAAUGAUGUUUGAAUUAAUGGGCUAUAAACACACUGGUCUUGGAGUUUUAACUCUAGACGGUCCCAUUGAUCCCGACAAAGUUUCGUUUGUCAGUCGUGACGCUAUUGUUGCCUCUGUCGAGUGUCAGAUAUUGAAAGAAAUUUGGGAAGGUGUCUCGAAGAAUUUCACCAUAACCUGGCUGGAAAUAUUGGAAUUUCGCGAGAAUCAUGUCGGCACACCGGAACAAGCGAUACGCGCCUUAAAUUAUCGUUUUCACGAAAAAUUACGACACAGUCAAACAAAAAUGGACGCGUAUUUAAAUUAUCCCUAUUUAUCGCCGAAUCAAGCUGAUAUUAUUUCUCCAUCGAUACAAUAUCCAUUGCCAGUGAGUAACUACAAUUGCCCUCCUGAUUAUUCAUCAUAUUUAGGCGAAGGUCUCAAUUAUCACCUUUGUCUCGAGAACUAUGGCAACAUGUACGAUUAUCGAAAUGCAAAACACUACAAUGUUCCUUGUCACACGACAUUGCCAUCGACUUGCACUUCCCGUGUACCGACCGGUUGUCUCAUUGAACUCGAUCCACCGAAUCAUGAGAAAUACGCCAAACAUCAUCACCACCAUCAUCAUCAUCACCAUCCCGAUGAAGUCGAUUUCUGUCAAAGAAUUCCCAUCAACGAACGUGAAAAUCGUAAAUCAACACCCACGUCAAAUACCGAAAAUUGGGAAUACGUUUACGACGGUCUACGAAGCAGUGGCUACUCCAAGGAUCUUGGCGAUCGUGACGAUAUUCUUUGCCGACGUGAUAAAAAUUCCACCAAAUAUCGAAAAUUUCCCAUUGACAAUUACGACGAAAAACAGAAGCAACACGACAGACGUAAAAUUGCCCGAUCACAAAACGAAUUACCACAACAACCGCAUCAUCAUUAUCAAGAUUUUAUAAAUCACAAGAAAAAAUCAUCAUUCGAUGCAGCCGAUUUAAAAUGCUAUCCCGAUUUUCAAUUGGAAAAGAAACUCGAUGAGAAGUGUCGUAAAAAUGGUCAAACAAUGCCGAAUUUGAAUACAUUUCAAACUAAGGAGACAAAUGAACAAAUUUCACAGUACAUGAGAGAUUUGAAAAUUGUGGAUAAAAAUAAUAAGCAUAUUGAUCGAUGGCAAUGUUCGUGGUGUACGUAUUUAAAUUCCCCCGAACUAUCAAUUUGUGACAUGUGUAAAAAAUCGAAGCACAAAGGCAAUGAGGACCUACCACUGGCGAGUGGUGGCAAAGAAUGUCCCACCUGUACUUUGGUUAAUGAGAAAGACGUUUUACAAUGUAUCGCUUGCGAGGCAGACUUGAAAAAUUCUCCCACUUAUAUUUAAAAGAUUAUUUCCCUCACUUUUUAUUUUUAACAUUCACAAAGCAAAUUUUCAUUUAGAAAAAAAAUUCUUAACAAGAACUAGAAAAUAAAAAUAGUUAUAUUUUUGUUUUUUUUCUCUU
This is a messenger RNA of Leptopilina heterotoma, 2056 nucleotides long. RefSeq lists its product as uncharacterized. The record is from RefSeq and is a predicted model, not a curated record. Gene Ontology annotation, cellular component: cytoplasm. The transcript has 6 exons. The coding region runs from base 220 to 1938 and encodes 572 amino acids. NCBI's taxonomy places the organism in Eukaryota, Metazoa, Arthropoda, Insecta, Hymenoptera, Figitidae.